AUGGAAAAGAUAUGGAGUUUGUACCCUGUUGGAAAUCCAGUUAAUUACAAAAGUUACUCGAAAGAUGUGCAUGUAAAUGAAAUAAAAAAAGUACAGGAUGAAAAAAAUAAAAAUGCCUCAUCAAGUAUAAAUUGUAAUGACGAUAAAAUAGUAAGAACUAAUACCAAUCAGAUAGUUAAAGGAAAUGUUAUAAUACCUAGUAAACCAUUUAUAUGUAAGAAAUUAAUAGUCUUUGAUUAUGAUGAUACUAUAUUACCAACGAGUUGGAUCACUAUAAAAAUGAAGCUAGGAUUAUAUGAUACGAUUCCAGUACAUAUAAAACAGCUAUUUACUAAGUUAAGUACAGUAGUAAUUAAUACAUUAAAUUUAUGUUUAACACAAGGUAAAUUAGUAAUAGUAACAAAUGCAAGUUUAGAAUGGUUAAUAAAUUCAGCUAAGAAAUUUAUACCUUUUGUUUGGUCAUUUAUUAUGCAUAAUAAUAUUAGAAUAAUAUCUGCUAGGGAUAGAUUAAUAAAUUCACUAAUUGAUCCGAAAGAUUGGAAAAAAGUUAUAUUUCAUCAAAUUAUUAAUGAACUAUUAUCUCCCUAUCUAUUUAAUGCAUCUUUUAUAUGUUUUAUAUAUUCUGUAGGGGAUGGAAAUGACGAAAGAAAUGCUUGCUUUUUUAUUUCUCAGUUAAAUCAAUAUUCAUCUUGUAUAUUUAAAUCCUUGAAGUUUUUAUCAGAACCCACAUGUCAAAAACUGAUAGCGGAACACGAACUGUUCUAUUACUUCUUUAACAGCAGCAGCGAUGCCGGGCUCCCCAACUCCGCCGAUGCGUCCACAAACGCUAUAUUAGGUGGUGCAUUAAAUUCCAUUAAAAAUGCUACUACGGGUGUUACUGCUGUGGAUGCUACAACUGCGGAUGCUACAACUGCGGAUGCUACAACUGCGGAUGCUACAACUGCGGAUGCUACUACUGCCGUUGCUAUCACUGCAACUGCUAAUUCUACUAGUACCGCUAUCACUCCAAGUCGUAGAAGUACCAUUUUUAACAACGUUCUGCAUUAA
Plasmodium malariae is the source of this 1047-nucleotide messenger RNA. It is a transcript of the gene HADO, whose product is annotated as HAD domain ookinete protein, putative. NCBI's taxonomy places the organism in Eukaryota, Apicomplexa, Aconoidasida, Haemosporida, Plasmodiidae. The record is from RefSeq and is a predicted model, not a curated record. The coding region runs from base 1 to 1047 and encodes 348 amino acids. The transcript has a single exon.